UUCAUUGGCUGUUAUGUAACACGUAUACGGUACUACUUCAGACAUUAAAUAUACGGCUGUUUACCCGAUGCACUACUUUUGCGUCAACGCCGGCUUAUAUAUAGUACUACGUGCUUAAAUUGCAGUAACUUACUGUAGUUUGGAUUAGAAAAUAACUGGCAAGUGACACGAUGUACGUGGAAUAUUUACACCUGGCGGUUGUGACAGCUCUGCUAGUAACCAUGACACCGGUCGUUCAAGGUAAUGCAUUCAUCGACGCCUACAACCAGGCCACAAGGACGCUUGACGACGACGAUAUCAGAUUCGAAACAUUGUACAACAACCGGGCGGACUUUUUUAUGCAGGCGGUGCACGUGAACGGGCCGAAAUCGUCCACCAUUGCUAAAGCCGCCAACCUCGUCAACCUGCUCGCCGUCUUCCUCAAUGUGCCGACGGUCGGAGACGUAAUGGCCUAUGACAAUUUCGACAACCAACUUGAUACUGUCGUUGAUCGGAUCAACGGCAUUUGUCCUCUCAAGAACAUUGAAGUAUCUCACUACCGCCCAGAGUUCGAAGAGUGUGUCCAGGCGGACAAUGAGAGCCCCUGGCGGCCCAUUACUGGCAUCUGUAACAACUUGAAACACCCGCGCUGGGGAACGCCGGGAAUAGCUCAACUAAGACUGGCACCGGCAUCCUGGGAAAAUGUUGGCUUGGUGGAGUUCAAUCCUGUGCCCGUUCACCUGACCCCCGUACAACCCAGGGGCGUACAGCUGGUACCCAACAAUCCCCUCAUUUUCAACCUGCAGGGAACCGGCACUUUCACGCUUGCAGUAACAUAUCCGGAGAGAGGUGACCCGGAAUCGGCUGGCUGUACCGCGGGUGGUGCAUGUACGAAAGAGGAUUUUGAUAGCGUACGAUUUGAGUUGAAGCUUAAUUCCAACUGCGAACGUUUCUGUCAGUGUGUACGAGGGGUGUCCCCAAACAGCUUCCACUGGAAAGAAUUCAAGUGCUCGCCGGGAACCAAGUUCGGAAUCAAGGAAAAGCCAUUCUUUAGUUCCUGUUACCAUAGCGCCGAGGUCAACUGUGAAGAACAGGAAAGCAAGUUUCAGGAAAACCAAGGGACGGGUGGAGGAGCGGUUUGUACGAGUGUAAACGUGAAGAAGGAGAAUGAGGGCGACGUCGACGGCAUCAUUAUUAGUGCAAUCCCUAACAAGGAUGGGUGCGCAGUGGAAUUUGAUGGAAGUCAUUACAUUGCCAGUGGGAAGAAAUGUAGAAAGCUGGAAAUCUGUUACGAGCCCUUCUAUGUCUUGAUUGAGUUGGACCCACGAAAACGUAAAGAAAGUACGUUGAAGAUUGGCGGAGAAGUAGUUGACACAAAUAAGGAUGAACUAUUUGAUGAUGAUACACUGCACACGUUUUGGGUGCGAUUUGAAAACGAUAAACUUCAGGUUGGUGCAGGUAGCGAGGUAAGCGAGCAGAAUGUGAUACUGAAAGGCACGACGGACCCAACGCUUGGACAAGAUUUACUCAAUACCAGAAAUGCAAUUUCCAUUUCCGCCGGUAAGGCGGACUCGCUUACUGCCAAGUUUCCAGUCUUCGACCGGAUCAUCCUUGAGACGGAACCAGGGCGGCCCCAGUCGCUCGCCGGCCUCCCCUUCCUGUUUGAGAGCCACGUUGUCAGGUUUGGUAUCCGCACCCCGGGAGCCGCAAGUAACCUUGACAACAAGCACGUGAUCGAUUUGGAAAACACAAAUACCAAUGAGAAAUUGACGGUAACGUUCCGUGCGAACCGUACCGGAAAUGAGAUCAACGUUGAUGAGAUAGUAAUCAACUUUCGGCGCGAUCUGACAUCUCCGGUGGAGGAAGUGACUGUGCAGUCGGUAAAAGUGCCGCACGUGGACUUUGUGGACGGCAGUGGGAAAACACACAAUGAGUUCUCGGCAUUCUGGAUAUCCGCCAUCAGUAACCGCUUGUACGCUGGGGCCGGAAACGAGGUCGGGAAGAAUGCGAUGAUUGAUUUAUACUCGAUACCGCAAGGGACGACUGCCUUCCGGCCGAAUGACGUCAUUGUCCGUUCCAUGGACGGUGAUGCGUCAAAUCCCAAGCAUGCGCAGUGGAUAUUAGAUCUCAUGCAAUGGGGGACGCCUCGUAAGACGUCAUUGGCAGGACGAUCCUUACCGACGGCGCGUGACGUCAGUCUGGCGGUCCACACGAACAUCGGUGCUAGCACCACGUGGAGUGACACGCUCACUAUGGCCGUCAUGCAGAUGGGACAGUUCGUGGACCACGACCUCAUCGCUACCCCCGUGGAAACAGGGUCCGGCCACAUCAAUUGCCACUGUGUAAAUGGUUCCUACAUUGAAACAGAAGAAAUAGAGAGCCGCUUCUGUUUCAAUAUCAACAUCACGGAGAAGACUGAUCCGAGCGGAAGCCAGGGGGAGUUCUCCUCAGAGAAGUUUGAUUGUUUUGCGUUCGUCCGUUCGUCCGCAACCCUCGAGUGCAACGCCGACAACCAGCUACGCGACCUUCGUAAUCGCGAGCAGCUGAACGAGCUGACGGCGUACGUGGACGGCUCUAACAUUUACGGCUCUGAGCAGACGGCGGCAAAGGAACUCCGGAAGCAUGACGAACAUUUACGAGGUUUUCUAGCGACAAGUGUUGGCCCAAUCCACUCGGAGUUGCCGUUCUCGACCGUGGCCGGGGAGGGGGAGGCGAGCUGUAACAAUGGAGGAAACGACAGCUUCCCCUGCCACCUAGCGGGUGACUUUCGGGUGAACGAGCAGCCCAGUUUAGCGAGUAUGCACACCCUCUGGGUGCGCGAACACAACCGGGUCGCCCAGGAGCUCGUGGAUAACUGCGGAUACGAAGAUGACACGGAGGCGGCCAGUAACGAGCUCUACCACGCAGCAAGGCGCAUCGUUAUCGCCGAGUACCAGAAUAUCGUGUACGACGGAUACCUCCGCUCUUUCACGGACGCGGGCAUAUUCGAGAAGUUUAACCUAAACUCUUGUAGUGAUGGGUCUUGUUCCUACGACGAUUCCAUCAACCCGUCCAUCACCAACGAGUGGGGAAUAGCUAACAGAAUGGGUCAUACGUGGAUCAACAACCACUUGGUCGGGGAAGGGAAGGAGAAUCCUGCUGGCUUCGAGCUGAAGGAUAACUUCUUCAGGCCUACACUGCUCCAUACUAGUGGGUCGGACGUCUUCAUAAAGAACCUGUACACCUCUAGAUGUCCCAACACCGACAACAUCAUAGAGACUAGCGUCACGGAGAAUCUCUUCCGGAUGGGCACGAAGAUAGCCUUAGACCUGGCGGCCCUGAACAUCCAGCGCGGGCGUGACCACGGCGUCUCAUAUUGUGCCACGCGGAAGGCGUUAGGACUCAAAGUGCCGGCGACCUUCCAGGAAGCGGAGAACAUGGAGCUGUUCUCAACGGAAACUAUCGCCCUGCUGAAAGAUUGUUACGACCGCAUUUGCGACAUCGACCUGUUUACGGCAAUAGUGGCGGAGCUUCCGUUGCAGAAUAGGACGGACCAAACUUCAGACUCCCCGAUCCCGGAAACGCUCAACCACAUCCAGGGGGACAUGUUCCAGAAACUGAAGCUCGGAGAUAGGUUCUGGUUUGAGUUUCCUCGAGCUGGCUUUAAUGAAGCUCAAAAGGAGGCGCUUAGGAAGAUAACUCUGUCAACGAUUAUCUGUGAAAAUGUGCUUAAAUCGGGUAGCGACGAGAUUCAGCCGAACGCCUUUCACGUUGCGGGGGAAGGAAAUGAGAAAGUAAGUUGCAAUGCGAUACCCAAACUCGACAUCACCCUCUUCCAGAGGGACUCGUUUGAACUCCGGGAUGAAGGAACCGAAGGCGCCGCCCAAAGGGACUACAAUAUUCCGCCGGCAAAUGAUGGCACAUCGGGAGAGGCUGACCGCAUACUUCCGAACGAGCCGGAAGGGAACACAGUGGAUGACGCGGCGGAAGAGCGGGAGAUUGAGGAUGAAAUAGAUCACCUAAUAGAUAUGUUUGCGCGCCUCGAUGAAAAGGAACCACAUGAAGAGAACUAGAGAAAUCUGCAAUUUACACGUGCUUAAUGUUUUACUUAUUCAAAAUUACUAUCGCUCAUUAGUAUACACGUAUAAACCCAUAAACAAUUCUUUUCUGAGUUUAAGGUCCACUGUAUUUUACUGAAAUGUUUCAAUUACAUUGUGUUGCUCAAAUGUUUGUCCUUCAAUGUUCUGCUUUUUUGUUUUGUUGUUUACGUAUUGACAGUUGAGUUAUUGUCAAAGCCUUGAUGUCGUCGGCAUCAGCGGCUUCACCAUCGUAGUGCAAAAACAUUAACCUAGGCCAUAACUUAAAAACCUUUUUUAAUAUUUUUCAAUUAAACUUGGUACACAUGUUGAAAGAGACAAUAUGCACAUGAAUAACAAUAUUCAAGACUAAGUUUUUGAUAACUGUAAUAAUAUAUAAUUAUAUAAUAUUUCCAUUUUCGACUGAAUUAUAACAGACGAGCAUUGACAUUCGCUCCAUGGAUCUCUUGUUCUACAUUCCGCUCCUGCUAUACUAGCUAUACAAUAUAAUAUUUCCAUUUUCGACUGAAUUAUAACAGACGAGCAUUGACAUUCGCUUCAUGGAUCUCUUGUUCUACAUUCCACUCCUGCUAUACUAGCUAUACAAUAUAAUAUUUCCAUUUUCGACUGAAUUAUAACAGACGAGCAUUGACAUUCGCUUCAUGGAUCUCUUGUUCUACAUUCCGCUCCUGCUAUACUAACUAUACAAGUACAAAAACAUUUUUGCCAUUGAAUAAAACGAAAGUAAUUUACUAUUACAACACUACAACACCAAUUGACUUAUAACUGACUAACUGACGUCGGUCCAAUAUUGGUAUGCUAGCUUGGGUGUAGUUUAAUGUUUUAGUUAUGAUUGUUAAGUGUUAAAUCAUAUUUAUAUUGAAUUUGCUUAUAAUAAACACUGUCACUGG
Molecule: messenger RNA, 4945 nt
Organism: Mya arenaria
Lineage: Eukaryota; Metazoa; Mollusca; Bivalvia; Myida; Myidae
Exons: 31
Coding region: 171-4031 (1286 amino acids)
Biological process (GO): response to oxidative stress
Cellular component (GO): extracellular region
Molecular function (GO): peroxidase activity; chitin binding; heme binding
Source: RefSeq, a predicted model, not a curated record